Salmo salar (Atlantic salmon) is the source of this 2786-nucleotide messenger RNA. The record is from RefSeq and is a predicted model, not a curated record. Lineage: Eukaryota; Metazoa; Chordata; Actinopteri; Salmoniformes; Salmonidae.
UCUCUCUCUCUCUCUCUCUCUCUCUCUUCUCUCUCUCUCUCUCUCUCUACACCUCUCCUCUCUCUCUCUCUCUCUCUCUCUCUCUCUCUCUCUCUCUCUCUCUCUCUCUCUCUCUGGGUGUCAGCGACUCUCUACAGUCAGUUCGUCUCUUUGUCAGAGAUGGAGAACGGAGCUGAGGACACGGAGUCUCUGUGGGAGUCGGUGGAGAAUAACCGCUACAUCCUGAGCCGCUACAUCUCGCCUGGGAAACUGACCCCCUACCUGCGCCAAUGUAAGGUUCUGGACGAACAGGAUGAAGACGAGGUCUUGAACUCUCUACUGCUGGUCUCUAAGGUCAAUCGCACAGGGCGUCUGCUAGAUAUUCUUCACGGAAAAGGAGAACGAGGUUAUGUGGUUUUCCUGGAGAGUAUUGAGUUCUAUUAUCCGGACCUUUACAAGCUGGUGACUGGCAAGGAACCUACCAGACGCUUCUCCACUAUCGUUGUGGAGGAGGGUCAUGAAGGGUUGACCCAGUUCCUGAUGAAUGAAGUCAUCAAGCUGCAGCAGCAGGCCAAAGCUAAAGACGUCCAGAGAGUUGAUCUCAUUGGGAAACAGCGCACCCUGGAGGAUGAACAGAGGAAACUACGGCUGACCAACCAGGAACUAUCAGCCUUCCAACAGAGAUACAACAAGAUGAAGGAAGAGAGGAACAACUAUAACGACGAGCUGCUGAGGGUGAAGGAUGAGAACUAUAAACUGGCCAUGAGGUACGCAACGCUCAGCGAGGAGAAGAACAUGGCUGUGAUGAGGAGCAGGGACCUGCAGCUGGAGAUUGACCAGCUGAAACACAGACUAAACAAGCUGGAGGAGGAGUGUAAGAUGGAGAGAAGACAGAGUCUGAAACUGAAGAACGACAUCGAGAACCGACCCAGAAAAGAACAGAUCUUCGAACUGGAGAGAGAGAACGAGGUUCUGAAGAUCAAACUGCAGGAGCUGCAAUCUCUCAUACAGCCAGGGCCUCUGCCUGCGUCUGACAAGGCGAUCCUGGACAUUCUGGAACACGACCGUCAGGAGGCGUUAGAAGACAGACAAGACCUGGUCAACAGACUGUACAACCUGCAUGAAGAGAUACGGCAGGCUGAGGAGCUACGAGACAAGUACCUUGAGGAGAAGGAGGACCUGGAACUGAGGAGCUCUACACUACAGAAGGACUGUGAGAUGUACAGGAACAGGAUGAACACAAUCACCAUACAGCUGGAGGAGGUGGAGAAGGAGAGGGACCAGGUAGUACACGCCAGAGAUGAAGCCCAGCACCAAUUCUCUCAGGGUCUGGUUGAUAAAGACAAAUACAGGAAACAGAUCAGAGAGUUGGAGGAGAGGAGUGACGAGCUGCAUACAGAGAUUGUUCAUAAAGAGGCUAAGAUCGUCACGUUGGAGUCCAGACUGAGACGCCUGUCGAAAGAUACUGCUCUGGACCAGAGUUUGCCCAGAGACGUCCCCUCUACCCUCGUCUCUCAGGUGAUGGGGGAGGAGCCUAAAUCUCUUGGCCAAUCAGAGGGCUCCAGUGACGAGUCGUCAGAGGAGAAGUUCUUCCUUCCGGAACCUCGACUCAAGAGACGACCCAACCUGAAAGCAGUGAUUACCAGAGGGAAGUCUCCAGUCUCCAACCCCAGAACUCUGGACCUGCCAAUCAGCACAGAGGACCGUUCAGGUGGGGGUGGAUCAUCUCCUGAUGUGAUGAUGUCAGAGAAUCAGCUGACCAGCACAUGCCCCCCUCCCCCUUCCCCCUCCCCCUUCCCCUCCCCCUUCCCCAUCCGCCCCAAUACAGAGCUGCCCAGCAAGACUACUAUGCUGCGCUACCGUAACGACAGCAUCAUGUCCACCAAUCCCGAGCCGCCAGGAAACGCAUCACUGGUCCGCCGGACGCGAGAGGGAGAGACUGAAUUCCAGCCCCGCGGCCUCUGUGACUUUGAAUAUGAGAGUUUUGACAACAUGGAUUAUGAAGAGGAAAUGGAUACCCGUGGUCCUCCUUCGCUCCACUCCUCCUCUUCCUCCCAUCAGUCAGAAUGUUUAGACUCCUACGACCUGGAGACAGUCAACAACAUUUUCAGGAAACUGUCCUUGGAGAGGCCUUUCCGUCCGUCUCUCUCCUCCUUCUCGAGGGUCAGCUCUUCUCUGCGGCCGGUCCAGGAGCUUUCGUUGCUAGGCGACCAACUGUUGGCUGAUGUCACGCUGGUUGGUGGGAACGACAGUGGAAUCUUUGUGUCGUCUGUCCAAUCAGAGUCCGGCGCUGAGAAGGCGGGGCUACGGGAGGGCCACCACCUCCUUUUGCUGGAGGGCUGUAUCCGCGGGGAGAACCAGAGCGUCUCAUUGGACACCUGCACCCAGGAGGAAGCCCACUGGACGAUGCAACGUUGCUCUGGCCCAAUCCAACUGCACUACCGCGCCAACUUCGAUGGGUACCGGCGGCUGCAGAGUGAUCUAUCGGAGGGAACAGUGACGUCAGGAGACUCAUUCUACAUCAGAAUCAACUUCAACAUCUCUGGCCAAUCAGACACCUGCUCCCUGAGUCUGCUCUGUGACGAGGUGGUCCAUGUCCUGGACACGAUGCACCAGGGGAAGUGGGAGUGGCUUUGCUCCCGGGUCGAACCCUACUCUGGAACCGACCAAUCGGAAAAAGGCACCAUCCCCUCUUACUCACGGGCCCAGCAGCUGCUCCUGGUAAAGAUGCAGAAGCUGGUGUGUCGAGGAGGAAGAGAGGAGAAUGACAGCCUGCGCAACCUCAAGGUACUAACUAGCCCCUAACU